AUGCAUAAGAUCCCUAGUUUCUUCCGCCUCGCGAAGCCUGCAGAUGGCCGCAGGGAGGCCGCAUGGGACUUGGUCGAGAAUGGGCCCAACACUAGGGCGCCAUGCUCGGUUAUGGAAAAUUACGAAACGGAGAUAUACAUGCAACCCACAUCCCAGCAGGGCGGAUCCUGGAAAAUGAUAACCCCCGAGGGCUUCCUGUACCCUCUCACAAACCCUGCCGUCCAAAUUCGGACAAGGAAAAGGAGGCAUCACAAUUCAGAGAUGAACAUUGGGUCUCCCCGGGACGCCGUGGAGGAUAUUCUGCCCGUGCUCAGCGGCUCUAUGUUUCCGCAGCCUGGUGGGGACUAUUGA
Uncinocarpus reesii 1704 is the source of this 351-nucleotide messenger RNA. RefSeq lists its product as uncharacterized. The transcript has 3 exons. The coding region runs from base 1 to 351 and encodes 116 amino acids. Lineage: Eukaryota; Fungi; Ascomycota; Eurotiomycetes; Onygenales; Onygenaceae. The record is from RefSeq and is a predicted model, not a curated record.